Molecule: messenger RNA, 2709 nt
Organism: Talaromyces atroroseus
Lineage: Eukaryota; Fungi; Ascomycota; Eurotiomycetes; Eurotiales; Trichocomaceae
Exons: 2
Coding region: 1-2709 (902 amino acids)
Source: RefSeq, a predicted model, not a curated record
AUGUCUGCGCUCUCGCCGUCGGCUCUCACGGCCAUGCGAUUAAACGCAGAGAGCGACACCACCAGCUGGACGAGGCCUCGACGCCAGACAAACCCGGAUCUUGUCCAUCGGCCGUCCGUUUUGCUUCGCCAGGCCACACGUCGCAGCGCCGAUGUGUCGAGCAGUCCUUCGUCCCCCCUGACGCCGGACCAACGGCCGCGCACCGCCCACACGCAUGUUUCCAGUAGUGCCACCGCGACGCCGACGAAAAGACACUCGGGCUCGUCCCAUCGGUCAUCGCUCAGUGUAAGCGCGCUGUCGAAUCCUGCGCUGGCCGAGAUUCCGUCGCGCAAAUACAACGCGCUGCGCCUGUCGACGGGCUCUGUUGACGGGAGUCCCGAGAGGAGCAACAUCAACAACAACCACCACAAUCACGCGGGUCUUGGCACACCCCGUGAUCCCGCUGCACCUGCCACGAGCAACUUCAACUUCAACGGCAACCCCAACUCCAUGUCCAACGAUUCCUCCUCGUCCUCGUCCUACUUCCCCCAAUCCAGCCCCAGCUCUGAGCUUCGGCCCUCCUCGUCCUCUUCCGCCUCCACAAGAAGAGCGCCCGCAUCGGCUUUCACCCCCCCGGCCUUCCAGGACCGCCUGUUGCGCCCACCGCAGACUACCACUCAAGAAUCGCCCAGCAUAGAUGCCGUCUUGAAAAGCAACAAGUCCAUCCUCAAAAAGGCUGGAUCGACGGCAACCCUUGCGUCUCCCUCCCGUCGGCGCCGUGGGUCCACCCCGCUGUCUCCCCGAAGCGGCCCCUCGAGAAUGGAUCCAACAAUCACUGGUUCGUUUGAAGAACAAAGCGCGGACGAGCUGAAAGACUACAGCACCGAUGACACUCGCUCGAGGAGCGACGACAUUUUCCUGAACAUCGCCAAAUCAAGUGUGAGUAGCCGGCGCGACUCCCUCGGCAAGUUGGACCGGAGAAGGAAGCUAGGCUUGUCGACUCGGAGUUCACUUGUUAAAGAGCAGAGUCCUUCUCCCGAACAGCUGAAAUACCAGAGCAGCCCGCUCUAUUCCCAAAACGCCUCGCCUUUGUUUACCUCCAACUACUCAACGUCUGCAUCAGCUCAUCCGCUGGAUGACAACUCUCGGCUCCGCCACCUCAAUAGCAGUUCUAGAUCCGUGAUCAACGUACCACGCAGUCGUUACAACCGUGACUUGUCUCCAGAGUUACCACAGCUGCCACUGCCGGACUUGAAAACUUCCAUUGCCGAUGCGCGCUUCAGAUAUUCGAAUAUAUCGAAUUUAUCGUCGCGAACUGUGCGACAAGCGUCUCCGUCCGAUGGGGAGAAGACCCGACACGAUGGGACUACGGAGUCGAGCUUGUCCACGACGGCCCCCUCUACGGUGUGGGAUGAACUGGAUGAUCUCAAAUCCCGAAUAAGAAAGCUCGAAUUAACGGGCAAAUUCCCAUUGUCGUCUGCUGCUGCCAUGUCUAGUGUCUCGGGCGAACGUCCUCGUACAGCAACUACAACGGCCACAACAUUGUCUUCGUCACCGAAACAAAAACAUACUCGCAAGUCUAGUGUUACUUUGGAAACUACAUCUGCUGCAACAACCACCAAUUCGAUACAGACCCUGUUGCAGUCGGCUUUGACCAAAGCUAAGCCUGUAGUGGGCCCAGACGUAUUCAAUGCACUUGAAGCAACUGCUACAGACGCAUUGACUUUGACCAACAUGCUAGCCUCCACAUCAACACCGACUCUUUCCACCACUGUAUCAACCGUGACCGGCACAGGUCUUUCAGACCGUCAAGCCAAACGCAAAGCGGACAGCCUGUGCCGCGGACUAACUGAACUCUGUCUUGCACUGACAGAAGAACAGACCAUUUGCCAGCCAAGCAGCCAGCAGGAACAGACCCGGCCGACAAGCCGACAUCAAUCAACCAUUGACAGCCACGAAGUAGUUCACACCCGGUUUCGACGAAGCAUGAGCCAUGAGCUGAAAACUUCCAAUCAGCAAGAAGACCCUGGAUCGCGAUUGUUUAGUCACCGAGCAAAUACAAUCAAUCUGGGACCAUCAUCUGGACACAGAGAAUUAUCACAUGACGAGAAGGUCUCGCCGCAAACCCCAUCUUUGGCUGCUCCUCCCUCUCGUCUUCAUCGCCUGUCUGGGUCAAAUCGGCUGAAGCGUGAAGAUGACUCCGAGGAACGUAACCCUGUCUUCAACCGUACACUUCCAUCCCGGGCGAUGACAGAAGUUGGGGGUUACUCGCAGAACCAGCUCUCUCGCGAUGGUAUUGCAGCUGACUCACCGUCGACUCGUUUGUCUACCCCUUACCAGCAGACACUAUCUCAGCAAUCAAAGAUAUCCCCAUCCAUUCAGUCUUCGAUCACGCAGCGCCGCAGCUAUGCAACACCGCUGAGCGCCGGUUCGGGGAUCCCAUCAACAUCUGGCUUCAAGAUCCAGCCGGGAUUCCGCCGCUAUGGCGCAUCGACUAUGGCAGGUUUAUCGGAUCGUGGCACAUCCGAGAGUCCUCGUCAGGCAGGUGAAAACUCAGCACCUACUGCUUCCCACGCUUUGCAAAAUACACGGAUCUCCGCCCCGUCUAGCAAAAUGGCUACUAGUUACACCGCAAUACAGCAGCCUCGACUGCGUAGCGAAAAUGUCGUCUCUCGCCGGCUCAGUCUGCGACCACGCCCGUCGACGAUUGGCAUGAAUGGUGACCGUUGA